Magnusiomyces paraingens is the source of this 4248-nucleotide messenger RNA. RefSeq lists its product as uncharacterized. NCBI's taxonomy places the organism in Eukaryota, Fungi, Ascomycota, Dipodascomycetes, Dipodascales, Dipodascaceae. Gene Ontology annotation, biological process: regulation of MAPK cascade; intracellular signal transduction; protein phosphorylation. The transcript has 2 exons. Gene Ontology annotation, cellular component: cytoplasm. The coding region runs from base 1 to 4248 and encodes 1415 amino acids. Gene Ontology annotation, molecular function: protein serine/threonine kinase activity; ATP binding. The record is from RefSeq and is a predicted model, not a curated record.
AUGGAAAACAAAGCCAACAACAGCAGUAGUAACCAAACAGCUAGAAACAGUGACAGCAACUGCAGCAGCUCUCGCUCUAGCAGUAGUUUCAACCUAACUGGAAAUUCUUCAGGAUUACAAGAAGGUAUUAACUUUUCCAAUAUGAACGCCUAUAUGUACAAGAGCCCUCCUCAGAGCAAAUUUGCAAAUCCAAACCGCUCUCAAACAACUAUCAUAGAUACAGAUCCAUCCUCUUCGUCUGAGGAAAAUGACCCAAAUGACCACACAUAUGAGGAUCACAAUAGUAUCUAUGAGGAAUACGAAUCUUCUCCUCUUAUCGACACUUCCCAUUCUUUUGGUCAGCUCCCAGCAACCAGUGCGUCAAUUGUGGACACUACUCAAGACUUGGACAAUAACACUCACACGCUAACCUACUUUGAUCCCACUCAAAGCUCUCAUUCGUCUCUUGAAAAAGUGAUUAACAAUCAUAGAUACCCUACCAAUGGAUCCGCAAAAAUUACUUCUCCCAAACCUUUUCCCCAAGUUCAGCAGCCAUACCAACAAAACAACAACCUCACAUCGACUCCCACAGCUCCCCCACCAUCUUCGAUUCAAUAUAUUACCUCUCCUGCCUCGGUCAGAACAACCGUACCCUCUCCAACUGCUCAAGACUUUCCGUUACCAAUUUCCAACGCAAUAGAGGAGCCAAUGACACCGUCAUUUCAUUAUCAUUCACAGACCCCUCAGCAGUUUGCUCACUAUUCUAACAAUUACCGCUUAUCGAAGGAUAAUCAGAACCCACGCUCUUCUCCUACAUACACAUCUUCUAAAACUUCCUCAUCUACUAGCUAUUCAGUCAGAGAAAAUUCUUUUGGUGAACAUUCCGCCAACUACCCUGCUUCCGAAACUUCUACUCCAUCAAUUCCAGUCAAAAGCACUGAUCCUAUCUCUCAUAUUUCGUCUCUUUCUAUUUCGUCAUUAAACUCGUCAGCAUCUUUUAGUUUUGACAAUGCACGUAAUAGUCAACACACUGGUUCUAGCAGGCAUCCUUCAACCCACUUAGCUCCAGCUUUUGCUGGUUCUGCGACUGAUGUAAUUCCGGCUACCCCGCAACUCCCACAAGACCAGGAUGUUUCACGUAGCAGCUUAAAUUUUCAAAGCACUACUCCCUCGGCCUCGGCCUCGGCCUCGGCCAUCGCAUCUGCAUCAUCCGCCUCUUCUUCCAAAUCAUCCUCAUCCUCUUCGCAUCAUUGGUCUAUGGGAAAGCAACAAUCAAAUAAGUCGACUGAUGAAAUAUCAACAAAGUUGCUUGAUGCAGCCCCAAUAUCUUCUUCAAGUGCUAUUGACCUGUCUACUUCCUCUUUCACUACAGCUCCAAGCACUCCCAUAGACCCCGUGCAAGCCCGCAAAUCAAAUCCCACGCAUCCCAUUAACAACAGCAAUCCCAUUCUUUCCCCUUCCGAUCGUUCGCUCACUUUUUCUUCUUCUAACGAAAAUAAUAAGCGCCGAAGUGGUGGUCGAGCAAGAUCAAAGACAAUGAAGGGCGUGUUUUCAAACAUGUUUAGCAGUAUGCGCAGCGGUAGCAGUUCUAGUGACCAAAGUAGUAGCUCGUCUCGCCGCAUCAGUGCUAGUUCUGAUAAAUCUGGUACCUUUAAAAUCUCGCAACCAUACGAUAUGAAGAUUGUGACACAUGUGGGAUAUGACAAGGAUAACUCUGAAUUUACAGGCAUCCCCCAAGAAUGGAUCAAAAUGCUUACCGAUAGUGGCAUUUCGAAAAAAGAAGCCGAGCAGCACCCUCAGGCAGUUCGAGAUGUCAUGGCUUUUCUUAACAACCAAUCGGAUGACCAGGAGCAAAACGUUUGGAAAAAGUUUGAUAAGGCAAAAGUUGCAAAUCCCACUCUCAAACUUGAGUCUGUCCAACCAACUCCAGGGACUACGACAGGCACGAGCACAGCUGCAUCUUCUGUUCUUUCGUCUCCAGUACAUACUUUAAAUGGCUCUUCAGAUUACUUUUCUGCACAAAGACAAGCUCCAUCAGUUCCUAAAACACCAAGUAGCGGAAGCCACAAUUCCCCGACUUUUGUUUCGAGUCCUUCGACAAAUAACAUCGCUACCCCUACAGUCCCCAUAGGUACAGCAACAACCACUAAUGGACAUGAGUCGCGAUCUCGUUCAAAUAGCAUCCUUGAUGGGCUCAAAAAGGGCUCUGGAAGUUUCAAGGAGCGUGCACAAUCACUCCGCAGAAAGCCAGAAAAUCUCAAGGAUGCUCUUAUUUCUUCUCCACAACCGAUACCCGAGCGAAAGUUUAUCCCGACCCGGCCUGCACCAAGGCCUCCAGGAAGUCCCCAGUCCCCUGGGCCACAAGCAAUUGGUUCAACCACGCCUUUUGCUGAAACCAUUGAUUCCAAGAUUGAGGCCCAGCCGCCCCAUUCGCCAAUAUCUGCGACAAACACGGCGGCUGCACUCGCUGCCAUCACUUCGGCACCAAGUACACCGUCUUUUGGGCCCUCAUCUGCAGCAAUUGGUACAGCCACCACUACUGCAGGUGUAGUGAUAUCCCCAAGAGAAGCUACUGCUACGUCAACUACAUUUUCCAACUCGUCUGCAUCCACCGUCAGCAUGCGCAUUGAUGUUGUCAAAGCGUCUGCUUUGACAUCAACGUCUUCUGUUUCUACGCCUUCUAGCGUUAUAUCUCAAAAGAAGUCUUCAACAAUCCAGACACCUUUAGCAUCCACUACUGCUCCAGCAUCACAUCAGCCUCCUACGACAAACCAUCAAACGCAUCCCAUAUCGCCACCACCACGUCCACCACCUGCGCCUCCAUUAGGUGUUCCAUCUGUUCGUUCCAAUUUUGAUAAAAACAGAGAUAUAACAGCAGCUCAACGGCAGCAACAGCCAGGCGGUGGAUUGGACCCUGCAUUUUUCAGCCCUCUGCAACAACAGCAUCUUAAACAUGUGCCUUCUAAUAACCAGAUAAAUGCUGGUGGUGCACGGAUCCUACAACAACCACAGGUUGCACAGCAGUACCCUCAAGUGCAACCUGGAUCUAGUCUACAAGGACCUCAGACGCAGCAACAGUUGCAAAUGCGGCUUCAACAGCAGCACCAAUGGCACAUGCAGCAACAACAAGAGCUCAUUCAACAACAAAAUCGUCGUCUUGAGCUACAACAGCAACAGCAGCAGCAACAGGCUCAAGCACAGGCACAACAGGCUCAAGCACAAGCACCUCCUGUUGAGCUAUCUAAAUCUGAGCAGAUGGCACAGCUUGCUGCAAACCAGAGUGCGGCAGCAAGUGCAAAAGAAGCAGCUAUUACGCGACGCCGAGAUGCACGGAGACGUAAGGAUGCCGAAGUUAUUGCUAAGCUUGCGCGUCUAUGCAACCCCGACGAUCCAACAGCUCUGUACAAGGAUCUGCAUAAGAUUGGACAAGGUGGUACAGGUGGUGUUUACACAGCACACCAUGUUAAGACAAACGAAUGUGUUGCUAUCAAACAGAUGAAUUUGGAAGAACAACCUAAGAAAGAACUUAUUAUUAAUGAAAUCAUCGUCAUGAAGGAAAGUUCUCACCGCAACAUUGUCAACUUCAUUGACUCUUAUCUGCUUCAUGGUGAUCUGUGGGUUGUUAUGGAGUACAUGGAGGGUGGAAAUCUUACCGAUGUGGUUACAUACAAUGUCAUGACAGAGGGACAGAUUGGUGCGGUGUGUCGCGAGGUGUUGCAGGGACUUGUACAUUUACAUUCCAAGGGUGUAAUUCACCGUGAUAUCAAGUCUGACAACAUUCUCCUUUCUAUGAGAGGUGACAUUAAACUUACUGAUUUUGGCUUUUGUGCACAACUUAAUGAGUACAAUGCGAAACGUACAACAAUUGUGGGGACGCCUUAUUGGAUGGCUCCAGAAAUGGUUCGCCGCACUGCAUACGGUCCUAAGAUUGAUAUUUGGAGUUUGGGUAUCAUGGCGAUUGAGAUGAUUGAAGGUGAACCACCAUACCUGAACGAAACACAGCAUCGUGCACUUUAUCUUAUUGUGACCAAUGGCACGCCUAAGCUCAAGGAGCCCGAAGCAUUAACGGAGAUUUUUACUGAGUUUUUGAACUGGGCCUUGCAAGUGGAUGUUGAUGAGCGUGCGACAGCUUCGCAAUUAUUGAAGCACGAAUUCUUAAAGACUGCAGAGAGUGUGCGCAGUCUUGCGCCGCUGGUUCUCAACGCCCGGCAUCAAAAGGAAUUAGAUAAGAGGAGCAACUAUGCACCUGCACCUCAAUCCAAAGAUUAA